AAGCAUGCCCACCUGAUAUUACUGGAGUUAUUGAAGAAGGGUGAUCCAGAGUCGGAAAAAAAGAUUGGUUCUUCUGGCGUCGAAUCAUUUCAAGUUCGAAUCCAUCCAGCAUACGAUAGUGAUCUGCGAAGCUUCUACUUUGUUAGGGGAGAUGGUUCUAUGGAGGAUUUCUGCUUCAUCAAAUGUGUUGAUCAUAUCUUUCCCUUGACAGAGAAAUUUAAAGAACAAUGCGUUGGUCCUUGUAGCUGUCAUCAUGAAGAAGAUGGGGAAGGUGGUGUCACCUUGGGUUGGCUGAAAUUUCAGAGUUCCACACAAAUGUUUUCAUAUUUCGGAAGUUUGAAUCAACUUUGUCCAUAUGAAUCUCCUAUCACCGACCCGGUUAUUCAAACGGUAGUGUUGGCUUUGCUGAAGAAGGGCGAUCCAGAGUGGGAGAAGAAGGUUGGUUCGGGAGGGGGUCUCCAAUCAGUACAUAUUCGGAUGCCCACAGUGGGGAGCUAUCCGGCCUACUUCGUUGUUAGGAACGAUGGUUCUAUGGUGCCUUUCUGCUUCUGGACAUGCAUCGACAAUCUCAUUCCUUUGCCAAAUGACUAUAAAAACCGAUGUGCUGCUGGUGCUGGUCUUAAAAGUUUC
Messenger RNA from Linum tenue, 630 nucleotides. The record is from the annotation of a GenBank genome assembly. NCBI's taxonomy places the organism in Eukaryota, Viridiplantae, Streptophyta, Magnoliopsida, Malpighiales, Linaceae.